AUGUUUGUUUCAACUAACUACUGUCCAGAAGCUGAGGCACAAGCUUGCAGGCCUAGUGGUAAAAUAAGGGGCAAAAAACCUCCUCCCGGAGAGUGCAACAAGGACAACGACUCUGACUGUUGUGUGGAUGGAAAGCUCUACACAACUUACAAAUGUUCGCCUAAAGUGUCUGGUAGUACCAAGGCUGUUCUUACUCUGAACGGUUUCCAGAAGGGACAAGAUGGCGGUUCCCCAUCUGAAUGCGAUAACAAGUACCACUCUGAUGAUACACCAGUCGUGGCAUUGUCAACUGGGUGGUACAAUAGAGGGAACAGGUGCCUCCAAAACAUCACCAUAACUGCCAAUGGCCGGAGUGUGGAUGCUAUGGUUGUCGAUGAGUGUGACUCCACCAUGGGAUGCGAUGAUGAUCAUGAUUAUCAGCCCCCAUGCAAUAACAACAUUGUCGAUGCCUCAAGAGCUGUGUGGGAAGCGUUGGGCAUACCUCACGACAACUGGGGCGAGUUGGACAUUACCUGGUCUGAAGCUUGCAGGCCUAGUGGUAAAAUUAAGGGCAAAAAGCCUCCUCCCGGAGAGUGUAACAAGGACAACGAUUCUGACUGUUGUGUGGAAGGAAAGCUCUACACAACUUACAAAUGUUCGCCUAAAGUGUCUGGUAGUACCAAGGCUGUUCUUACUCUGAAUGGUUUCCAGAAGGGACAAGAUGGCGGUUCCCCAUCUGAAUGUGAUAACAAGUACCACUCUGAUGAUACACCAGUCGUGGCAUUGUCAACUGGGUGGUACAAUAGAGGGAACAGGUGCCUCCAAAACAUCACCAUAACUGCCAAUGGCCGGAGUGUGGAUGCUAUGGUUGUCGAUGAGUGUGACUCCACAAUGGGGUGCGAUGACGAUCAUGACUAUCAGCCCCCGUGUGAUAACAACAUUGUCGAUGCCUCAAGAGCUGUGUGGGAAGCGUUGGGCAUACCUCAUGGCAAUUGGGGCGAAUUGGACAUUACCUGGUCAGAUGCUUAA
Diospyros lotus (date-plum) is the source of this 1008-nucleotide messenger RNA. RefSeq lists its product as uncharacterized. The coding region runs from base 1 to 1008 and encodes 335 amino acids. The record is from RefSeq and is a predicted model, not a curated record. The transcript has 3 exons. NCBI's taxonomy places the organism in Eukaryota, Viridiplantae, Streptophyta, Magnoliopsida, Ericales, Ebenaceae.